Molecule: messenger RNA, 344 nt
Organism: Glossina fuscipes
Lineage: Eukaryota; Metazoa; Arthropoda; Insecta; Diptera; Glossinidae
Gene: Tfb5
Product: general transcription factor IIH subunit 5
Exons: 2
Coding region: 100-321 (73 amino acids)
Biological process (GO): nucleotide-excision repair; transcription initiation at RNA polymerase II promoter; transcription by RNA polymerase II
Cellular component (GO): transcription factor TFIIH core complex; transcription factor TFIIH holo complex
Source: RefSeq, a predicted model, not a curated record
UACAUAUGUUUCUUAUUCAUAGUUGUUCAGCAAUCUUUACCUUGUAAGAAAUAAAUUUGCAAGCAAAUCAAAGAUAUAGAUUUAGAUGAUUUCCUUGCAAUGGUUAAUGUUAUGAAAGGCGUUCUCGUGGAGUGCGAUCCUGCUAUGAAACAAUUUUUGCUACAUCUGGAUGAAACAUUAGCUUUGGGCCGCAAAUUUAUUAUCCAAGACUUAGACGAGAAGCAUCUCUUCAUAUCUACUGAUAUUGUAGAUGCGCUUCAGGCACGCGUCGAUGAUUUAAUGGAUCGCAUUAGUUUCCCCUUACACGAAAAAGAUCCAUAAAUUACUGACCGCAUUUUAUAAAC